Messenger RNA from Caenorhabditis auriculariae, 2661 nucleotides. NCBI's taxonomy places the organism in Eukaryota, Metazoa, Nematoda, Chromadorea, Rhabditida, Rhabditidae. The record is from the annotation of a GenBank genome assembly.
AUGGGCAAGACUGGCGACGAGGACAUGCUGCUGGUGGCACAUGGGUUGCGACUGGGUGCGAGGCCGUUUAUCCAAACCAAGAAAACCAAUAUUAGCUCUUUCGUCGGUCCCUCCCGGUGUUUGUAUGUGUUGUUUGUAGAUGAAUGUCCCAUCCGAGUAUUUGCAUGUUUUUUCCAGCCACAAAGUCAGACUCCGAGUUUGGAAGCGCCGCGUUGAGGUCGGUCUGGUGCCGCUUCAUUCCCAGUGCCCAGCGUCGAACAAUCUUUCUUUUAGUUGAUGCUCUUAUUUCUUAGAUCCUGGUGAACUUGACCUUGGCUUUGAUAGUAUCUGAUGUCAUGGAAGUGGCCAUCAAGUAUUCUAUGAAGCAUUUAUAGUUCGAGAAUUUAUCUGAGUCGUUUUUAAAGAUCGUAAAGCAACCAUUAAAUCCAUAGCUUUCUUCUCAAAGGGCUUUAUCAAGACUCUUUAGCUUUGGGCCUUUUUAUUAUAGUUCGAAUCUCAGAUGCUCUGAAAGAUUUUUUUUUGAACACUUUUAAGAAAACGGCGCGAGACAGCAACAUACUGUUCGACAAUAAACGAGCUUGUGUUAUGAAGAACGUCCGAAAAAAAAACAAUAUUCUUAUUUUUUCUUCAUCGCACCUUCAUUCAGAAUGACUGUAAGAAUGCGUACUUUUUUGAGAACUCCCUUUUUUUACCUAGAUCUGUAACAUUUUUCGCGAAAUCAAGGCUUCUUCAGAUUUUCGGUCUGCUAACAGUUCCCUAACACAAAUUCUGGGGGAUCUCAAAUCAGAAAAAAAAACACUUCUAGAUUUAUUGUUUCAGAGUUCCAGUCAUUCCAUAUACGAGAUUCAGAAUAUUCGAAAAAAUUGACCCCGUUGACUGGUAUUCUGGAAGAACCUAGUAAUUGUGAUACACCUUCAUAGAUCCUUUUUGAAUAAAUAUAUUAUCGAAAAUCCCUGAAAAGUCGAGAUUUGACUGUGUUGCUGAUGGGCGAAGAGUCGAUGGAGGGAUGACGGGGCGACGACCGCUCUCGACUAUUUGUUCAACGUCACCCCAAGGCAGAGCGACGGCAAUAAUCCAGUCGUCCGAGGCGACGGAAACGAGACCUUCGCAGGUGUCGGCUCACGGAUCGAGCCACGUGCAACACCUCAGAUCCGGCACUAUCCAGAAAACAUGUUUUCUCCUGCAGUCUGGCCUGUCUGCGGUCUCUUUUCUCUCGAAGAUUGGAAAGAAAUGGGAACGUGAAUCGAAAAAAGGAGAUCAACAGAGCAAUCCAUGCCAAACUGAUUCGAGAAGCGGCUCUGUACGCUCUCAAAAAAAGAAAAAAGGUUAUAGUGCAUCCCGUGAGAGACGACCACGUUUUAAAAGAACAGGAGAAGAAAAGCUACCGUAAACAGAGUUUUUUUUUGCUCUAAAUAACUACGAAAAAAAAAAUUUAAUGGAAAGAAUUUCGUGACAGUUGCAGAAAGGAAGAAAAAUCUCAAUAAAAUACACCUCUAUACAAGGAAAUAAACUUGAGAUUCAAAUGCAAGACAAAAAAAAAAUCAAUAAAUUGAAACUAAUAUUCGAGGAAAAAUUAUAAAAAAUGUUUCCAGUAGGAAGAAGUUGGCGGGUCGGAACUUCCUGUAUAUUUUGAUUUUUUUCAACCACAUUUUUGAGUUUUUUUAAAAAUGUGAUCUUGACUUCAAAUACCGCUCAAAAAAAUUUAAACUUAAAAAAAUUUCUAGUAAAAUGUUUUCUAAAAAAAUGCAAACCCCCAAGGAUGACCUAGUUGGCGCUUUUUGGAAGAAAUGCGAUACCUUGAUUGAUAUCCUCGAGGCAAAAACUUGUCGAAAGAAAAGUUCUUCAAUUUUUUGCGUAGAAAGACAGUUUCCGGUCCACGUUGCCAGUUGAAAGAUGGCCUGCCGGUUUUUCUUCUUGACUUUUUGUGUUCAAAAAAACUUGUGAAGGAUCACAAACGAUGAGAAAAAAGGGGAAAAGUCACUGAAGCUCUUGAAACCUAAAAUGAACUUCUUGGUUCCUGUAAUAAAUAUUCUUUUCUUCUUUUCUUAAUUUCUUUUCCAUGGUUUUAAAUAAUCAUCCAGCUGACGAUAUUUUUGCGGUACAGUAAAAAAUCAGAGCAACCUCAUCAGAAAUCGAAGUUGAUCCAUAAUUGAACAUUCUUCGAGUUUUUCAAAACACCUCGGACCGGACGCUUCUGAGCGAUUCUAGGAGUCACUUAAGAGCGCUGGCGCUACUAAACUAGAAGUGCUCUGACACGUUCAGGACGGUUCCGGAUCGCGUUACCAAGGUCCAAGACUUCUUGAUUUUUUUCCUGUCGCUAAAGUGCGUUUAGGUAAACCCUAUGAAUAAAAAUUCGAACCUCUGUUUUAACGGCUAGGCAAGCCAAAAUUGUUGAUUUUAGUGUCUUUUUCUUUUUUUCAAUAAAAAAUAUGCAUUUUAAAGAAAAAGGCAUCAGCAACACUUUGAGAAGAUGUAUUUCCGGCGUUGUCAUUAUUCGAAUUUCCCAGGAACAAAGAAGAUCGAGAGAAGGACUUCCGAAUAGACGGAGGAAGUCCACAGGUGACCAUUGUCUCGUUGGACACACAAGACGACAAAGAAGGCCUACUUGGACCUUCUUCCGAGGGCCGCGUCGAGGGCCAGUCGAUGGCCGUCAAGACAUAA